AACAAAAAAAAAAAAAAAAAUAACCUCAAACGUAGAUGAAAACUUCAGUUUGCCGAAUAUUUAUAGAGUUUUAAGUAUUUAUACGUGUUUUAGGCGAUGGCUGAGACUGGUCCUUUUACAAGUACUACCGCAUUUUGUUCGAGAUGCGGCUCUAUACUGCCACUCCUGGAAGCAUUUGGAUCUGUUAAAUGUUAUGCCUGCAGAGCAGUUUAUGAUGCACAAAAUUUUGCCAACAUAAAGUUCAACUACACAAUACAUUUCAAUGCUGUCUCAACUGUGACAAAUGAGAACAUACUCAAUAGAGACGGUCCGGAGGGUCCCGUUGUAGAAAGGAGAUGCCCAAGAUGUGGCAACGACAGGAUGUCUUAUGCUACGUUACAACUUCGGUCGGCUGAUGAAGGGCAAACCGUGUUCUACACUUGUGUAUCUUGCAAGUACAAGGAAACUGAGAAUUCAUGAAGAGGUUUUUAGAGUUUAAUAUUGGGUCCUAGUUUUUAUAAGUAUAUUUUUGUUAUAAGAAAUAUACCUAUCUUUUAUAUAUAA
Molecule: messenger RNA, 543 nt
Organism: Pectinophora gossypiella (pink bollworm)
Lineage: Eukaryota; Metazoa; Arthropoda; Insecta; Lepidoptera; Gelechiidae
Gene: RpI12
Product: DNA-directed RNA polymerase I subunit RPA12
Exons: 3
Coding region: 97-459 (120 amino acids)
Biological process (GO): termination of RNA polymerase I transcription; DNA-templated transcription
Cellular component (GO): RNA polymerase I complex
Molecular function (GO): DNA-directed RNA polymerase activity; zinc ion binding; nucleic acid binding
Source: RefSeq, a predicted model, not a curated record